GAUCGGAAAUUCGAAACACCGGAAAAGAUUCGAGAGACCCGCCACAACUUCUCUAUCUGGGAAAGAUGAACGUUGAUGAGACUUAUCUCUUUCUCAACCGGAUACAAGAGAGAAGGCUCGACGAAGAGUCUCUUCGGAUUCUCGAGUUGUCUCUGGUCGCAAUGAAUGUGAAAUCCGUUUCAGAGAUUAGAUCCCGACUGAGAGAUUUCAUGAGAUCUGAAUCGGCUGCUAUAUUCGGUGAGCUCUCUGGAGAAUCGAUCGUUGCAAAGCUCUCCGUACUUGAAUUCUUCGCUCGUGCUUUUGCUCUUAUCGGUGAUUUGGAGAGUUGUUUGGCUAUGAGGUAUGAGGCAUUGAAUUUGAGGGAGCUCAAGUCUCCUAGCUGUUUGUGGUUAAGGGUUUCACAUUCAGAAUGGGCCAAAUUUGCUCUUCAAUCUAUGGAAAAUGGAUUCCCUUCUAUUGCAGGAAAGGCUUCUGAAAAUGCGCUAUUGAGCCUUAAGAAGGAUAGUCUUGUUGAAUCUAAAUCAGAAGAGUUUUCUGAAAUAUUUGAUGCUUCUGAGAAAGUAAGGAGACUAAGGGAUUCAGCUGCCUCGUUAACAUCUUCACGUUCAGUUCAGGCACAAGGUGCAGAGUACUUGAGAAGCAAGGAAGUGAGGAUACGAACCAGGCAGACUCAACACACUAAAAAUCCAGACUGCACACGUAGCAACUUGUUCAGAGGAGGAAUCAAGAAGCGUAACCAACGAAUGUUGGAAGAUCUCCGUACCACUCAGAUGAUCCGAGAUACAGAAUCAGAUUCACGCUGUGUAUGACCCAAUUGAUGCUACAACCUUUAGGGCAUUCGAAAGGGAAGUAGACUACAUUCAACCAUUCAAGAAAUCAAGAUCUAAUAAUAAGUUUGCCAUAAAACUUAUUCUCUUCUUAGUAACAAUAUUAAAUAUUUCCGUAUCAUGUAUAAUUGUAUAUGCUACACAACACAAGUGUACAAGUGUUUCCGUAGAAAUUUUGAAUACUUUUCAAAAUU
Molecule: messenger RNA, 1021 nt
Organism: Camelina sativa (false flax)
Lineage: Eukaryota; Viridiplantae; Streptophyta; Magnoliopsida; Brassicales; Brassicaceae
Product: protein DOUBLE-STRAND BREAK FORMATION-like
Biological process (GO): meiotic DNA double-strand break formation
Source: RefSeq, a predicted model, not a curated record